Closterium sp. NIES-65 is the source of this 981-nucleotide messenger RNA. Lineage: Eukaryota; Viridiplantae; Streptophyta; Zygnematophyceae; Desmidiales; Closteriaceae. The record is from the annotation of a GenBank genome assembly.
AUGGUCAAAGUCGCCCAUAUCCAAUCCGCCGUAAACGGAAUCGUCCUUCCCGGAUCCGAUCUUCUUCACCCCGGGGAACAUGGCCUCAAGGGGCUCGGCCUUCAUUUAUCUGAGCGGAACCAAGAUCAUCUCGGUCAUAACCAUCAUCCCGAUAAUGAGGAAGCAUGUGACGAGGAUACAGCCGGCGAUACGGCCAGUUGGCUGCUCAACCCGUCCCUCAACCCCACCGCUGCCGCCGCCGCUGCCGCUGCCGCUGCCGCUAGUCGGCUCGGCAGCAGCAGCGACCCGCUGUCGUCUCUCCCGUUUUCCAACAUCGGCAUGUACCCCCCAUCUCUCGGUCUCAACCCGACGUCGCUCUUCCCUCACCCGAACGCUCUCUCCCUCAUGAUGAAACCCCCUACAUCUUCCCCUCCGAACCCAGCCGCUGCCACCGCCGCCGCCGCAGCCGCGAUGAGCGGCGCCCUCCCGCAGUCUCGGCUCACGAAAGCAGGAGGCGCGGAGGGAGCAGCAGCAGCAGCAGCAGCAGCAGGAGGAGGAGCAGAUCUGUUGUUCGACGUCGAUCCUUUCUUGAAUCUUGAGACGUUUGCAGCUGCUAGCGCUCACAAUCAAAGCCACGGUCACCAUGCUCUUGCUCAUGGUCAUCUUGCCGCGGCUGGAGGUCUACCGACUAGUGCGCAACUGCUGCAGAGCCUGGCUGCCGGAGCUGGCCUAGGCACCGGUGCUGAUGUGGACGGUGCUGACGUGGACGGUGCUGAUGUGGAUGGAGGAGUGGGGCCAGAAAAGGAAGCGGGAGUAGGGGAGGGCGAAGAGGAGGGAGCAGAAGAGGGAGCAGAGGAGGGAGCGGCAGGGGAAGAGGAGGCAGGAGCAGAGGAGGAGGCAGGAGCAGGCUGCUUGAUGGGGGAGCGGAGGAGGGGGCAGAGGGGGGAGCAGAGGGAGCAGAGGGAGGAGAUGAGGGGGGUGAAGAGGAGGGAGAAGAGGUAG